Molecule: messenger RNA, 789 nt
Organism: Sesamum indicum (sesame)
Lineage: Eukaryota; Viridiplantae; Streptophyta; Magnoliopsida; Lamiales; Pedaliaceae
Source: RefSeq, a predicted model, not a curated record
AUGGUUGAAGAACAAGAAGCCCUAAAGAUUCAACCAGGAGAUAAUCCAGGGUUGGGGCUCGUAUCAGCACUACUUGAUGGAACCAAUUUCAUACCCUGGAGCAGGUCAGUGAAGCUGGCGUUAUUAUCUAAAUCGAAGCUGGGCUUCAUUAAUGGAGAAAUUCAAAAACCAGAAAACAAUCCCAAAGAACUCGAACAGUGGGUAAAGGCAGAUUCAAUGGUGGCCUCUUGGAUUCACAACUCCAUUUCUAGAAAUAUUGUGGAGAGUUUUAUGUACGCCAAUAGUUCUAGAGAACUAUGGAAAGAAUUGGAAAACAGAUAUGGGCAAAGCAAUGGCCCUCUGGAAUAUCAAAUCAAGAUCGAAAUGGCAUCUACCUCUCAAGGAACGAUGACUGUAUCUGAUUACUAUGGAAAAUUGAAGAAACUCUGGGAUGAACUCGCCUGCAUCACGCAUACGCCUAUUUGCACAUGUGGAGCUGCAAAAGAAGCCGCAGAAAUCAGAGGCAAUGAUAACCUCAUGCAGUUUCUCAUGGGAUUGAACCAAUCCUACGACCACAUCAGAAGUCAGAUACUGAUAAUGGAUCCGCUACCUGAUAGCAAUAGAGCAUAUGCAAUGGUACUCAGGGUGGAAAAGCAGCAGCAAGUUAAUUCAGGCCAAACAUAUACAAAUCCAAACAUGGCCAUGCAAGCCUUCAAGAAAACCGAACCUAUAAAGAAUUUUCAGAGAAAAGAAAUCCUGUUGACAAGAGAACACAAAUCUGCAAACACUGUGGAAAGAAUGGCCACAUGA